Molecule: messenger RNA, 2859 nt
Organism: Abrus precatorius (Indian licorice)
Lineage: Eukaryota; Viridiplantae; Streptophyta; Magnoliopsida; Fabales; Fabaceae
Product: probable WRKY transcription factor 2
Exons: 6
Coding region: 304-2553 (749 amino acids)
Biological process (GO): regulation of DNA-templated transcription
Molecular function (GO): DNA-binding transcription factor activity; sequence-specific DNA binding
Source: RefSeq, a predicted model, not a curated record
AUUCUCUUUCCUUCUUCAUCAACACAAUCAUUUCAUUGGUAUAUUUUGGGACAAUUAUUUCUAUACCCAUAACAAAACAACAGCAAAAACAAGGUAAGAAAACAAAAACUCUGGAUCAAAUUCCAUUAUCAGAAGAAAGACCCAAAUAGCUGGUUGGGUCGGGUUCGGGUUCUUGGAUCCGCUUCUGGUUCAACCGUUGUUGUUGUGGUGAUUGUGGUGGUGAUUCUUCUUCCUGAAUCUUCUCAACCGUGUUAGAAAAUUUGGUCAUUUACAGUAUUGGUGUUCAUAAAGUGAGGUCUGAGAAUGGCUGGGAUUGAUGAUAAUGUUGCCCUUACUGGGGAUUGGGGUCUUCCUAGCCCAAGUCCAAGGACCCUUUUUUCUAGAAUGCUAGAUGAAGAUAAUGUAACAAGAUCGAUCUCAGAACACCCUGGAAGUGGUAGAACUGAGGAUCCAUUUCUGGGGGCUCACGCACGUAGUGAAGCAGGGAAAGGAGACAUGAAAGAUGGGACGCAUGAUGGUGAUUCUGGUGCCCAAUUGAGCGACAUGAAUUUUCAGACCGAGCAGAAAUCGAGUUCUCGGGGUGGUCUUGUUGAAAGGAUGGCUGCUAGAGCCGGGUUUAAUGCUCCAAGGUUGAAUACCGAAAGCAUUAGAUCUACUGAUCUUUCGCUUAAUUCAGACAUUCAGUCUCCUUACUUAACCAUACCCCCUGGUCUCAGUCCUACUACACUUUUAGAUUCUCCGGUGUUCCUUGCAAAUUCACUGGCACAGCCAUCUCCAACAACUGGAAAAUUCCUGUUCAUGCCCAAUGGCAACAUGCGGAACUCAGAGUUAUCAUCUGAUGCUCCAGAAAAAUGUAAAGAUAACAGCUUUGAUGAUAUCUACGCAUCAUCCUUUGCUUUCAAGCCUGCAACAGAUUCAGGCUCUUCUUUUUAUCAUGGCCCUGGAAAGAAAAUAAAUCCAGCUACACUUCAUCAACAAUCCCUUCCUGGUAUUGAGGUUUCAGCUCAGUCAGAAAAUUCUUUUCAAUCUCAAAGUGUUGAUGCUGUCAAAGUUCAAACUGAGAACAAAAGUGGCCUCCAUCUUCAGGCUGACUUUGUCGAAUCACCACCUCAAAAAGAUAAUGGAAUUAAAAUGUUCUCAGCUGAGCAAAGGGCUUUUGACACAGUUGGUGGUAACAUUGAACAUUCCACACCACUUGAAGAGCAAGCAGAUGAAGAAGGAGAUCAAAGAGGCAAUGGAGACGCAAUGGCUGGUGGUAUUGGCGGUGCACCAUCUGAAGAUGGAUAUAACUGGAGAAAAUAUGGCCAAAAGCAAGUUAAGGGUAGUGAGUACCCACGGAGUUACUACAAGUGUACACAUCCACAUUGUCAGGUUAAGAAGAAAGUAGAACGAUCUCAUGAGGGCCACAUAACAGAGAUCAUUUACAAGGGAGCUCACAGCCAUCCUAAACCUCCUCCAAAUCGUCGGUCAGGCAUAGGUUCAGUUAACCUUCAUAGUGACAUGCAAGUGGACAAUCCUGAAUAUGUUGAACCACAGAGUGGUGAGGAUGGUGACCUGGGCUGGGCCAAUGUACAAAAGGGAAACAUAGCUGGGGCUGCUAAUUGGAAGCAUGACAACCUUGAAGCAACAUCAUCAGCAUCUGUUGGUCCUGAAUACUACAACCAGUCCACCAAUUUGCAGACUCAAAAUGGUGCUCACUUUGAUUCGGGAGAGGCAGUGGAUGGCUCAUCUACUUUUUCUAAUGAAGAAGAUGAAGACGAUCAAGGCACUCAUGGUAGUGUAUCAUUAGGAUAUGAUGGGGAAGGUGAUGAAUCAGAGUCUAAGAGAAGGAAACUGGAAUCAUAUGCAACAGAGUUGAGUGGAGCUACUAGGGCUAUUCGUGAGCCUAGAGUUGUUGUACAGACUACUAGCGAAGUAGAUAUCCUUGAUGAUGGUUACCGGUGGCGGAAAUAUGGACAGAAAGUUGUCAAAGGAAAUCCCAACCCAAGGAGUUACUACAAGUGCACAAAUGCAGGCUGCACAGUAAGGAAGCACGUGGAGAGAGCUUCACAUGACCUUAAAUCUGUGAUCACUACUUAUGAGGGAAAACACAACCAUGAUGUUCCUGCUGCUCGUGCUAGCAGUCACGUCAAUGCCAACGCCUCUAAUGCCAUUUCUGGCCAAGCUUCAGGAGUUCUUCAGACCCAUGUUCAUAGACCUGAACCAUCACAAGUUCACAAUGGCAUGGGAAGGCUGGAGAGGCCUUCCCUUGGCUCAUUCAACCUACCUGGAAGGCAGCAGCUUGGACCUUCCCACGGCUUCUCCUUUGGUAUGAACCAACAGAUGCUGUCGAAUCUGGCAAUGUCAGGGUUGGGCCCUGCGCAAGCAAAGCUUCCUGUCUUGCCUGUUCAUCCAUUCUUGGCGCAACAGCGCCCCGCAAAUGAUUUAAGUUUCAUGUUACCAAAGGGAGAACCAAAUGUGGAGCCUAUUCCUGAACGUGGCCUUAACCUGCCCAGUGGCUCAUCAGUAUAUCAGGAAAUCAUGAGCCGCAUGCCUCUUGGACCUCAUAUGUAAAAUUAUAUUAUUCCCUUAUUCUUUAAAAAAAAAAAACUAAUGUAUACAUUUUAUUAUAUACAUAUAUACAUAUGUGAUGCCUAGGCAUACAUAGGUGGGCUUCUCCAGUCAUUGUAAUGUAUGACAUUCUUAAUCACAUGUCAAAGGUGUAUGUAGUUUGUUCUGCUGUUUUAUUGCAUUCAAGGCAUCCAUGUAGCACAACAUUAAUCAACUGCAUGAGGAAUCAGUGGCUAUGAUAGAUUGUGUUUUAAUUAUGAAUUAUUCAUCAUAGAAAUUUUGCUAUAUUAGAUUCAACAUUGAUCAAGU